CAUCCACACCAUGAGUGAUGACUAUAACGAUAACUAUAUUCGCGUCCACACCAUGUGCUAUAACUAUAACUAUAUUCGCGUCCACACCACGAGUGAUGACUAUAACGAUAACUAUUUUCACGUCCACACCAUGAACAGUAACUAUAACUAUAACUAUAUUCGCGUCCACACCAUGUGCGAUAACUAUAACUAUAUUAGCAUCCACACCAUGAGUGAUGACUAUAACGAUAACUAUUUUCACGUCCACACCAUGAACAGUAACUAUAACUAUAACUAUAUUCGCGUCCACACCAUGUGCGAUAACUAUAACUAUAUUAGCGUCCACACCAUGAACAAUAACUAUAACUAUAUUCCCGUCCACACCAUGUGCGAUAACUAUAACUAUAUUAGCAUCCAUACCACGAUGAUGACCAUAACGAUAACUAUUUUCACGUCCACACCAUGAACAAUAACUAUACGAUAACUAUAACUAUAUUAGCAUCCACGCCAUGUGCGAUAACUAUAACUAUAUUAGCAUCCACGCCAUGUGC
Molecule: messenger RNA, 530 nt
Organism: Sinocyclocheilus anshuiensis
Lineage: Eukaryota; Metazoa; Chordata; Actinopteri; Cypriniformes; Cyprinidae
Product: probable serine/threonine-protein kinase fhkB
Exons: 3
Coding region: 11-445 (144 amino acids)
Source: RefSeq, a predicted model, not a curated record